Messenger RNA from Meyerozyma guilliermondii ATCC 6260, 1257 nucleotides. RefSeq lists its product as uncharacterized. NCBI's taxonomy places the organism in Eukaryota, Fungi, Ascomycota, Pichiomycetes, Serinales, Debaryomycetaceae. Gene Ontology annotation, biological process: positive regulation of cellular response to hypoxia; positive regulation of SREBP signaling pathway; translational termination. The transcript has a single exon. The record is from RefSeq and is a predicted model, not a curated record. Gene Ontology annotation, molecular function: protein binding. Gene Ontology annotation, cellular component: nucleus. The coding region runs from base 1 to 1257 and encodes 418 amino acids.
AUGGCUAAACGACAAUUGGGACUUGGCAAGGCGGCCAAAGCCAAAAAGCAGAAAACUGAAACCCUGCAAAGCACAGCAGCAACCUCACAAAAGCCAAAUGAAACCCUAAGGGUCGAAUUGAACGAGGAAGCUGACGCCGACGAUGAGCUCGCUCAGUUGCAAGCGCUCUGGAACACCUACAGUAAGCUGGAUAAAGAGAACGAGCUCAUGGUGAAUGGAAUUAUACACGAGUGCGAUCGUCUUCUUCGAAACUGGGACGAAAAGAACGAGGCGUUGCCCGAUUAUUUCCAUGCUAUCUAUGCUCUUGCGCUCUCGGAGCUUGCCAAAUAUAAACCCGAAGAAACAAGCCAAUGUUUCCAGAUGGCUUUGGAGCGUUUGGACGCUGGUUUGGCUGCGUAUCCAAAGUCCAUCGAUGUCAAUUUUGCAAAAAGUCGAGUUUUACUAGCCCGUAUACCACUUCAGUAUAUCUCCACACUCGAGGUGAGCUCCCAGGUUGGAGACUAUCCCAAUGUGUCUGAGAUGUUGGACGAAGCACUUUCAGUGUAUGAGGUUGCCGAAACCGAAGCAGAAGCCAGAAAGGAGUACUCAAAGUUUAACGAAGACAAUCUUGACAUUCUUCAAGCGUUGGACGAUGUGCUCGAUAUGAUGGACAAUUUCUGCAAGAAGGAAGAAGAGGAAGACGAAGAAAAAGAAGAUGAUGAUGAUGAGGAAGAAGACGAAGAAGAAGAAGUCAUCCAAUUGGCCGAAAAUCACCCCCUUUACCAUAUUCAAGCCACCGACAAAUACAACUUUUGGUGGAGAAACCAUACCCUUAAAUUCCUAACUAAUGUCACGAAAAGAACCGAAAACACUACCCAGCUUCAACGUGAGCUUUGUACGAGAUUGGGUCAGUCGUAUCUUCAAGAAGCAGAGGUUCCAGCCAACGUUUAUACCACUUUAAAGUACGAUGAUGAUUACGCUGGUUUGGGUGAGUUGCAAGGACUCCAAAUGGAAGAAGGUCAAAAGUUGGCACAAGAAAGUUUUAAGGAAGCAUUGAAGUACUUGAAGAAAGCCCAAGAUGAUGAUGACCCAGAUACGUGGGUUAAUGUGGCAGAAGCCAUGAUUUCGUUAGGAAACAUGUACGAGAUGGAUUCUCCAGAUCAGGAAAAAUGGUAUGAUGAAGCAGAGAAAAUUCUCGUUCGAGCCAACAAGGCUACUCAGGGUAAGUAUAGGGAGAUUCUUGAGAAUCUUCGGGGAGAGGACGAGGGAGAUGAAUAG